UCCUUGUGGCUAAGUUCCGUGUGUUUGCGAGCUAAUCGGGUCUGCCGUCUCUGCGCUUCGGCCGUAACCGUGGCGGCUGGUGACGGGGACUGUCAGAGCCGCGUUGUGUUUCUGCUGGGGCCGUGCGUGGAGGCGACGGAUAAAGAGGCGAGCUUACCUAACCUGCUUUGUCUCUUGUUUUGAUGAUGGCGUACUCGGGGCCCACCGGAACCCGGCCGUAGCCAGCCCCACUCCCACCAGCUGUUUUUUCCACACACUUUGUGGGAGAACCAGACCCCCGAGGUCACUUGCCGCUCGGACAUGAGCGCCGUCUGAAGUGACGCUCGACGACUCGCGUUGGCAGGAUCCCCUCAGCCAGCGUAGAUCUCCAUGCCGCUGUAAGGAGGACUCACUCAACCUGCGUACAAGUUCGGCAUCUCUGUGUCACUUCUUUUUUUUUUUUUUUUUUUUUUUUGCCAUGGGGGGAGCUGUGAGCGCCGGGGAGGACAACGAUGACCUCAUCGAUAACCUGAAGGAGGCUCAGUACAUCCGCACAGAGAAGGUGGAGCAGGCCUUCCGGGCCAUAGACCGGGGCGACUACUACCUGGACGGCUACCGGGACAGUGCCUACAAAGACUUGGCGUGGAAGCACGGAAACAUUCACCUGUCUGCUCCGUGUAUAUACUCUGAAGUCAUGGAGGCACUCAAACUCCAGCCAGGAAUUUCUUUCCUUAAUCUGGGCAGCGGAACGGGCUACCUGAGCACAAUGGUUGGCCUCAUUAUAGGGCCUUAUGGUGUGAACCAUGGAGUUGAGCUCCACAAGGAUGUGGUUGAGUAUGCCAGACAGAAACUUGAUGAAUUCAUUAAGAAUAGUGACAGUUUUGAUAAGUUUGAAUUCUGUGAACCUGUCUUUGUCGUGGGGAAUUGCCUCGAAAUCUCAACAGACAGCCACCAAUACGAUCGCAUUUAUUGCGGCGCAGGAGUGCAGAAAGACCAUGAAAAUUACAUGAAAGUGCUGCUCAAAAUUGGAGGCAUACUGGUGAUGCCUAUAGAGGAUCAGCUGACCCAGAUAACCAGAACCGGUCAGAGCACGUGGGAGAGCAAAAACAUCUUGGCCGUGUCCUUUGCCCCCUUGGUGCCGCAGAGCCGCGCAGAAGGAGAGAAGCCUGACACUGUCCAGCUGCCCCCGGUGACCGUCCGCAGCCUCCAGGACCUCUCUCGCGUUUACAUUCGCCGCACUCUCAGAAACCUGGCCGGCCAGGACGGCCAGGGGAAGGGGACGGUGCAGCGGAUUCCCCACAAACGCAAGCGGAGGCGCUGUCGGCGGCGGCGCAUCAGCACCUACGUUUUCGUGGGCAAUCAGCUCAUACCCCAAAUGGUGGAGAGCGAAGAGGAGGAACACGCUGAAGAGGAACAGAAGGAGGCGGCGGUAGGGGAGGAGGAGGAGGAGGAAAGAGACAUUGGCGACAUUGAAAUCAUCAAGCAAGUGAACGAGCUGAGAGAACAAAUACUUGCUCUGCCUCUGCCUGAGUCGCUGAAAGCAUAUUUGCUGUAUUACAGAGAGAAAUGACUGAUCCACUCGAUUUCCAUCUUUAAUGAGUGCUCUGCCUGCUGAAAUUCUGUUUUCUUCACCCCUUUUUCAGUUCAAAUGUAGCAUUAUUACCACCUGAUCUGAAUGGCAACACUGUAUUGGAGCGAGACGUCAUAGGUAAUAUAGGAUAAUGCCGUUUUGAUUUUCAUGAGUGUUUUGGUUUCUUGACAUUUUGGUUUUGAUCUGUAUAUGAAAACGUGUAAAAAAAAAGUAUCCUAAAUGGACUUUUAGUUUCAGGAGACAGUUUUGAGAUACAGAUUUUAUCAAAUCAGAAUGUCUGCAGAUAUGUGCAGAUAAAAACUGUAUAAAUAAUAAUGAUAAAAAAAAAAUUAAGUUCUUACAGUUUGGUUUUAAUACGAUCACACAAAAGUGAAGACUUUACUGCACCUUUUUUAGAAGCUUUAACCUGCUGUUCCUAUACGGGGAUUUAAUUAUGCUGAAAGACGCUGAAUAGGAAAUGAGGCCACAUCUUAUCCCAUUUCUCAGCUAAAGAUUAGGAACUUCUAGCGUAAUCAGGAAUGGGGAAAGAAACAAUAGUGGCUUGAUGUAUUUUAUACUUUCCUGCUAACAAAAGAUCACUGGAAAGAUGAAAUUGGUUCAUAUAUAUAUUUUCUACAGGGCACAUUUUAAUGUGAAGUUUUCUAAAGCAUGCAUAAGUUCUUGUAGGUCCUCGCUGUGAACAGCUGACAUGUUACUCGAGAUGCAAUUUAAAUCAUGCAUCAGAGGUUUGACACGGCAAGGAAAUGAGCUCCAGAUGUUUAUGGGUAGUUUCAGAGAGGAGGUGCGAGGAAGAUGUUUAAUUAAUAUUGAUUAUGUGAUGUGUGUCUCGGGUGUUUCCGGCCACAUCCUCUGACUGGUCGCUGGAGGUGAUGUCCCAGGGGAUCAAGUUUAGAAAUAUUUCUUUAAAAAAAAUCCUAAGAAUUUAAAGGGCAUGUAUCCUAAAAUUAUUAUUAUUUUUUUUUUCAUUUUCAAUUUUGUUAAGGAUUGUAGCUCACACGAAAUAUAUUAAAUUCAAUGACCAAGAUAUAAAAAAAAAAUCACACAGAACAGUGAGCAUGACUGUCAGUGCUGUGGAUAUUGUUAUUUUGGGUCUAAAUCAUCAGAUUUGCCCUAUAAAAAAAGACUAUUUUGUUUCAUGGCCUUGAGACAAGUUGAAUUCUGUACAGUAGUACUGAUGUUUUUUUUAUUAUUAUUAUUCUUAGUUUCUUUUUUAUGUUCUUAAUCCAAAACCGUGCAAAAUCUCAAUUUCCAAGAUUUUGAUGCCUUUUGUAUCCUUGACCAUAGUUGUGUCCAACAAAGCACCUUGAUCUGCAGCUAUCAAAUAUAGAAAAUAUUAGAAAAAAAAAGCUACCAAUGUUGUCUUUUUUCUGGACUCAUUGUAAUGUAAAUUUGCCUUUAAUUACAAGGCAAAGUACUUCCCUAGAAGCGGAGGCUUUUAGAUGCCGCUGUACCCCCCCCCCCCCCCCCACCCAACAAAAACAAACUAAUCUGUUAGGUCUUCUGUGAGCUACCUGGCACAGUAAGUUAUCCCAACAAAGGUGAUUUUUGUACAAAAAAAGAAAAACAUUCCACAUUGAAAAAAAGAACAGCACAUCACUGAUAUUCAUAGGUUUCCUUUGUGCUUCGCUGUUUCCCAGUUGGACAGUAUUUCUAUCUUUCUUUGAAUGAAUCUUUUAGUAUCCAAAAAAUCUGAGUUGAAUGUUGUUAAUAUGAAUUUUCUUCUAUAUAAAAGUGAUAUAAACAGUAUAUAUUGUUCUCAUAGGAUUCUUCAUCCAGUAUAAUUUGCAGUUGGCUCGUCGUAGCAACCCCCCCCCCUCUUUUUGCUGUACUGUAUCCUCACACAGGGAACUCCACUGCUGUCUGUUACAUAGGAAAUAUUAGCUCUUCAUUUUGUUCCAAUGUACUGAUAAAUAUUUUGUUUUUAAAAAUGGGCUUGAUUACUCCAUUUGUAGAGUUUUUUUUUUUUUUCUUGUGCGUGGAGAGGUGAUUUAUAUUUUCACUAAGUUUAUUUUAAUCCGUUCUGUUUUAAAUGUCCUUAACAAAUGCUGUUUUUUUUGUUGUUGUUUUUUUUUAGGUUAGGAGCGUAGAUGCUUAUCUUCUAAUUACCAAAAACAACCAAACAGACCCAUUUAAUUUGCGUAGCCUUCAUUAAAAUUCACAUGAUGUAUCGGAGUCGCGCAACUGUUUAUAUACCAUAACCUGAAAUGUAAUUGCUAAUUAGUGAGCAACGCUGAAUGCUGUGGACCUACAGCUGAGACUCUGAGGUCGGCCCUUGCACCAAAGUUAAUGCGACGGAUGUGAUUAUGUUUAAUGUGGACGAGAUUCGACUACUAAAACUGCUCCCAGUAAAACAAUCCAGCUCAUAACUUGCUCGGCACUCUUUAUUUUAAGUUCAUAUUCUUUAGCCAAAUCAGUCCAGUGCUUCUUUGUGGGGAACGAUAUGUUGAUUAUUAUUAUUUUCUUCUCAGUGUGUGCAGUUCAUUUUGAAAAUGUGUUGUUUCAUUGUAACUGUGUGGCACAAAAAUAAAAGGUCACAAUCACA
This is a messenger RNA of Fundulus heteroclitus (mummichog), 4112 nucleotides long. It is a transcript of the gene pcmtd1, whose product is annotated as protein-L-isoaspartate (D-aspartate) O-methyltransferase domain containing 1. Gene Ontology annotation, cellular component: cytoplasm. The transcript is spliced from 6 exons. NCBI's taxonomy places the organism in Eukaryota, Metazoa, Chordata, Actinopteri, Cyprinodontiformes, Fundulidae. Gene Ontology annotation, molecular function: protein-L-isoaspartate (D-aspartate) O-methyltransferase activity. Bases 458 to 1549 code for a protein of 363 amino acids. Gene Ontology annotation, biological process: protein modification process. The record is from RefSeq and is a predicted model, not a curated record.